Trichoplax adhaerens is the source of this 450-nucleotide messenger RNA. RefSeq lists its product as uncharacterized. Gene Ontology annotation, molecular function: G protein-coupled receptor activity. Lineage: Eukaryota; Metazoa; Placozoa; Uniplacotomia; Trichoplacea; Trichoplacidae. Gene Ontology annotation, cellular component: membrane. The transcript has a single exon. The annotation marks the transcript as partial. The record is from RefSeq and is a predicted model, not a curated record. Gene Ontology annotation, biological process: G protein-coupled receptor signaling pathway.
AUGGACGCCAACAGAACUAUUAACCAAAGUAUUAAGACUACUUAUUACGCAGCUUUAAUUAAUACAAGUGUUGGCGUUGUUGCGUUUAUUUUAAAUCUAUCAGUUUGCUUUAUUAUUAUUACACAUUCUACUCUACGCCAGCCAUUUAAUCAUCUAAUACUAAAUUUAUCUUUUUCUGAUCUCUUGGUCUCUUUAGCCGUCUUUUUCAACGGAAUUUUAGAUUAUUUUUCAGUACAACGAUUUAUGUCUUAUGAAUUGGCUACGGUUAUUUGCAAGAUUGAUAUGUCAUGUGCUGUAAUAUCACUACCCGGUGCUUGCUUAACGUUACUUGUGAUGAGUAUUGAGCGUUAUCAUGCAGUUGCAAUAAUCCAAUUACGAUCAGUGAAAUUAUCAACGGUACGUAAGACUAUUUUGAUCAUUUGGAUAUUGGUGACUUUGUCAGCAAUUAUA